Messenger RNA from Ornithodoros turicata, 2472 nucleotides. RefSeq lists its product as uncharacterized. NCBI's taxonomy places the organism in Eukaryota, Metazoa, Arthropoda, Arachnida, Ixodida, Argasidae. The transcript is spliced from 4 exons. Bases 322 to 1263 code for a protein of 313 amino acids. The record is from RefSeq and is a predicted model, not a curated record.
CGACUACCUCGUCAAAACCUCCAAAAAAUAUAUACAGAUACACGGCGCAACCAUUACUUGAACCUUACCGCCCUCCAGAACCUAGGCCAUCAAACUUCAGCACAGAUGAGGCACCAGGCACGUCUAACUUGUUCCAUGAGAUAUCGCGGUCUGCACAUCCGAUUCGUCCCCUGCGGCUCUCGCAGAAGACGUCGAUUAGACUCGGGGACACGUGGCCCUGGAAGUCUCGUGUCUGUGUGCCCAGGAACCGUUCCAUUCCCCACACGUGAGGUCUGCUUGCGUCGGAGAUCGCACAGCGCUUGUGUGACUUGAUUGUGUACGAUGACAUCGAAGGAGACGACCGAUACGAUGAAAGAGACGUCGGAGAACCCCACGCCAACUUCUAGCAAGAAAAGCGGCGGCAACGGGGAGGAGACGGACAAGCGCAAGAGGCCCAUGCGCUUCUCCGGCCAACACGACAUUCAGCUCCUCCGGGAGGUGGUGAACCUGAACCCAUUCAAGGACACGCCACCCACCACGACGUGGGCAUCCAUUUCCAAGAACUUGGAGCACAUGUUCAUGAUCAGCUCAAGACGAUGCCGAGAACGAACAAUACUCAUGCUGGACCAAUAUAUCAAAGGAGAUUAUCCGAGCCUGCAGAGGUUUUGUACAAAGGAAGAGUUCCAGGUGAAGGAACACCUUCUGCAAGACGUCCUUCGCCAAUACGAAGAGGGUGCAGGCGGCUACAGCUCUAGGAUAGGCGGCGGUAUUGUGUCCGCUACAGUGGCAGCGGCGGAAGAUGAUAACGAACCCGACGACGAAGACUUCGACUUGGACAAAAUCAGGCCGAGGGUCAUCCUGCACGAGGAGUCAACGCCAGAGCACUACGGCAGCAGGCAAGGUAGUGGCAGUGAGCACGAUCAAAACGGCAACCCUUGCAAACGACCACGACUAGCGGACGAAGACUGCCUCCUGGAGGACAUCAUGGCCGCGGCCACACACGAUGGCCGACCUGCCGACUUUCCAACGCAGGUCAUCUCCUUUCUGCUCACUAGACAAGCCAAAGAAAUGAAGGUUAGAGAGAAAGAGCUGAAACUUCGGCGGGAGGAGUUGGACCUGGAGAAGGCCAAGCUGAAACUCCAGGAAGACCGGCUCGCCCUCGAAAGAGCACGCUUUGAAAUCGAGCGGCAAGAACGAGAACUACGGCUCCGGUCUGAGAAGCAAGAGAGGGCUGUGUUCAUGGAAGUCAUCAAGAAGGUGAUCAGUAUUGGUCAGGAGUCUUGAGUAAAGGCACGACGAGGUGGUUUAAGUACAAAGCAGUGAAGUCACGAAUUUGUGUGUUCGUCCUCAACGACUCGCAUUAUAUUCACUAAAUAACUUGGAUCUCAAAUAACUACGCAUUUCGUUUGUUCUUUUUCUUCUUUCUCUUCUUUCGUUCUUUCUUUCUUUUUUUUUUUUAUCGACGAAGCUGUGAAGAUGCCAUGUAAAGUAUUUAUAUGUCUGAUGGCUUUUAUCUUUUAGCUUUGUCCAAGGCGAGGCAGACGAACUCUUGUGAGGUAUGUGCUGUACUGCAGUGAACAUGUAGAGCUAGAGCUGUAUUGAGUUCUGCUUGUCGUCGUGAUCAGUUGCGAUGAUGCUGUACUGAAUUCUGUAACGACACUUUCGUGGAUACGGGGAACUCGCUAUCGAUAGAAUGCAUCGAAGGCAUAGAAGCACAAGGCUCUUAGAUACAAAUGUACUACCAGUAUAUUCGACACCGACUUCGGCAGAGCGAUUGAGCGUGCUCCUGGCAGAAAUGCAUGAUCCUUGAAACAUGCGUGCAACGAGCUUCAAGGUUAGGCCAUAAUUAAGUAUUCAGACCUUCCCCGACUUGCAUUCGUUUCCCAUGUUUGUUGUUCUGAGUUAACUGAAUGGUUCUCACAAGUGGGCAUCAAGUGCGUGACAUCUUCCGUUGCCUUUACUGGCUUCGGCGGUUGCUGUGAACUUCAAUGCUAAUGAAGACACUUAUAAAACCUCUGUCAUACGGGCAGUCUUCGAUGAUCGUUGAAACCAACGGCCAUUGAACAAGCGCGUAGCGCGUGUAACGUGUCAACUCCGCAAAGAGCAUUGGGUCCAAUGCUCCCUAACAGGUUGACACAAGGCACGCUAGAUGGCGCUGGGCGCAUGUUCAGUUUCCAAUGGUUUCAAUCAUGAUUGAAGACUACCCGUGUGACUGAGGUAUCAGAUGUGUUAUACGGGUUAAUGUGAUCAUAUCGCUGCAGACGUGGCAUCUGUUCCUAGACGUUUUGUGUAAGUUAAGAGCGAAGGCGUGUCGCUGCUCGUUCUGUGCGUUCUGUGUACAAUGUGUGUGUGUGUGUGCGUGUGUGGUUCGAGGAAGUGACGUUGGACUCCGACAACGUUUCAGCUUUCCAUAGUUCAAAUUAAUUUUAACGUGGAAGGAAAGUCACGGAAGCUGUGUUCGCGGUUGUGAUAAAUAAAAGUUAUUCUAUUUAA